AUAUGACGAGAAUGGUCCCGACGCCAGUGUGGGUCCGCAAAAUGCGUAAAAAUCCUGCCUCUCUGUAUUUUCCUUCUCGUGUUUCGCCAGUGAUGCGCUGUCCCCCGGUUUUCCCCUGACGAGGCAUGUCUCCUCCACGCCACACCGCUGCCGUCUCGACGCGGCGCAGCUGAGCUGGAAGGUUGUGCGUGUUCGGCCGGCCCACCGUAGCCGGCGGCGGCUUGUGCUCUCACAUUCCUCCCAUGAAAGCCGCUCCUAGUCAUGAUUCAACCCUUCUGAGAUCCAUUCCAUGGGAUUUUCGUGUCUAACCGAGGUUUCCAGUUGUAUUUUCCUUUUUUCCUCUAAUGAGGACAAAUACACGGAUCUGACACGUUUCGUCGCUGCGCGUCUCUGAUUUUUGGGGUGAAUCUCAAGACGCGUCAAAGGUCUGCACAUGGGGGCGGGCAAAAGCAAGCCCAAAGAGCCGGGCCAGCGCUCCAUGAGCCUGGACGGCACCAUCGGCACUGGCUCGGACAGCGGGCACUUCCACCACCUGGGCCCGGCCCAGCAGACCCAGACCCCAAACCGGAGCCCUGCCGUGGGCAUGGGCAGGCGGGGGCACCAGGGGCAGCACCAGCCGGUCCCAACAAAUACCCCCGACCUCACUCCCUUCGGAGGGGUGGAUCACACGGGUUCUGUCACCUCACCUCACAGAGGGCCUCUGUCAGGCGGUGUGACUACAUUUGUGGCGUUGUACGACUACGAGUCGAGGACGGCGUCUGAUCUGACCUUUAGGAAAAACGACCGGCUGCAAAUAGUCAACAACACGAAAAAGUACAGCUUCAGAGAAGGGGACUGGUGGCUCGCUCGUUCACUGACAACAGGAGAGAGCGGGUAUAUCCCCAGCAACUAUGUGGCUCCGUCGGACUCCAUCCAAGCAGAAGAGUGGUAUUUUGGGAAGAUUACCCGGCGUGACUCAGAAAGGCUCCUCCUGAGCCUGCAGAACAGACGGGGGACCUUCCUGGUGAGGGAGAGUGAGACCACGAAAGGGGCCUAUUGUCUGUCAGUGCUCGACUACGAUAACACCAAAGGCCUGAACGUUAAACAUUACAAGAUCAGGAAACUGGACAGCGGAGGUUUCUACAUCACUUCCCGCACCCAGUUCACCAGCCUUCAGCAGCUAGUCUUCCACUACCGCAUGCACUCUGACGGGCUCUGCCAUGCUCUGACAGAAGUGUGUCCAGUGGCCAAGCCUCAGACUCAGGGGCUGGCCAGGGACGCGUGGGAGAUUCCUCGAGAGUCGCUCCGCCUGGACCUUAAACUGGGACAGGGCUGUUUUGGAGAAGUCUGGAUGGGCACAUGGAAUGGUACAACGCGGGUAGCGAUUAAGACCCUAAAGCCUGGCACCAUGUCUCCAGAGGCCUUUCUGCAGGAAGCACAGGUCAUGAAGAAGCUGAGGCACGAGAAGCUGGUCCAGUUGUAUGCUGUCGUGUCCGAGGAGCCCAUCUACAUCGUGACAGAGUACAUGAGCCAAGGUAGCUUACUGGACUUCCUUAAAGGGGACGCAGGGAAGAUGCUCCGCCUGCCGCAGCUGGUAGACAUGGCUGCUCAGAUUGCAGCAGGCAUGGCCUAUGUGGAGAGGAUGAACUACGUUCACAGAGACCUGCGUGCCGCCAACAUCCUGGUAGGAGACAGCCUGGUGUGUAAGGUGGCCGACUUCGGUCUGGCGAGACUGAUUGAAGAUAACGAGUACACUGCACGACAGGGAGCCAAGUUCCCAAUCAAGUGGACGGCCCCGGAGGCAGCGUUGUACGGUCGUUUCACCAUCAAGUCAGACGUCUGGUCUUUCGGUGUGCUGCUCACAGAGCUGGCGACCAAAGGCAGAGUUCCUUAUCCAGGUAUGGUUAACCGUGAGGUGCUGGACCAGGUGGAGCGCGGUUACAGGAUGCCUUGCCCGGCAGAAUGCCCCAGUUCUUUACAUGAGCUCAUGCUCUCGUGCUGGAGGAAGGAUCCAGAAGAGAGGCCAACGUUUGAGUACCUGCAGGGCUUCCUAGAGGACUACUUCACCUCCACAGAACCCCAGUAUCAGCCGGGAGAGAACCUAUAGAACCACACUGAAGCCAACACGGAGGAAGAGGAGGAGGAGGAAGAGCAGGAGGGGAAGGAGGAGAAGGAGGAGAAGGAGGGACCUCAGCACUGAACAAUCUGCACUAACUGACCCCAGAGGAGCCUCCGUUGGAGGAUCUGAGCCUGUGAAACUCUUUUGUGAGGAAGUUUUUUAGUGGAAGCAAAACUGAGAUAGAAACCUGCAGAAGUCCCGUUCGCUUUCAAUUUAGGAACUACGGCAAAACCACCUGGACAGCAUCGAUCCUUGCAAAGCUCACAGAAGAGGUUCAGAGCUGUAAAAGAACUCUUGCAGACGAUACUCUGGCUCAGACUGAACUUAGUAACUACUAAACCUGUGGAUAAAUGUUUUUACGAGGUGCGCCUAAUGUGGGAGGAACCAAAUCAGGAUCUAUAGGCAGAGCGAAGGGUAAAAGAAUAAACUUGCCGGAAUAAACAUUUCAGUUGGACAUGAGCUGUUUAGUGAAGUCUACCCUUUCCUUCCUCUGUCUCCCACAUCUUCAUCUGGUACCUUUCCCGCCCACAGAGGAGCUCUGCCGCUGUGGCUCAGGUGCCAAAGGAUAAUCCGUCUCCCUCAACGUCCUUUAUCUCAGCUCUGCCUCGCUUCCUUCUCUCUUUUCUUUUUUUUCCUUCCGUCUGACUUUUCAGUAUUUUUUCUCCAGUUUUUCUCAAGUGCUGCUUCUUCAAAGUGUCUCCAGAUAAUUCAGCUGUGGAACUCUACUUUGCAUCUUUAUCUCAAUGUUUACUUGGACAAUAAAUGUCCUGUGGUUCAAGGUUUUUGUUCAGUGACAGGCAAACCUUUCUGAUUUCACUUUAUCUCUAUUUUUAUUGAGACCAGAUUGUUCAAAUCCUUCAUCAUGGUUGUGCCAGGGUAAAUGUACUCAAAAAGGCAGGUUCUGCAAUGCUGAAAAUUAGCUAAUAUUAACUAACAUUUGAGGCCUUUCUCUCUUAUUUAAUCAUGCUGGAGCCAACGUCCAUUAAAAAAUACUAUUUUGAUGCAGGUAGUGUCUGAAUGCUUGUUUGAUUUGAAAGGAAUCUUGCAUUUGAACAUGAUCCGCACGGUUUCGGUAGCACUAAAGAGCAGUUUUAAUACAUUUCAGUUCACGUUCCUCGAGCAUAAACGGGGUGAUUUUCAUCAAACUUUUAUGCGACCUACUAAGAAGCCGAUUAAGGCUGCCAAGGAAGUCAAACUCAAGAUGGUGAAAAAAGGAAAAAAGAAAAAAGCCUUUUGUGUUUCGUGCCAAAAAACAAACAAACAAAAAAAGCAAAACUCAUUUCUCUACUGCUGUCCGUGUAUAUACUGUUUUACUAUCAUGAGGCUUUUAAUUGUCCAAGGAGCAAGUGUUUUUAAUCAUUAAUUUAAAACUCCCCAGUAAACUACAUGUUGGUGAGUGAACAGGACAGAAAACAUAACCGUCUGCUUAAGUACAUAGCUGGUUUUUCUUAACUUAUUACCCUUAUAAAAUAUGCAACCAGGCAGCCCUAAUGAAACUGUAAACCUCUGAUCAGGUAACCCUAAUAAAACUGUGUUUGACUUUAAUAUGAGUGCAUUUUGAAGCCAGUUAGCAUGCUUUUGUGCCGUUCUUCUCUUUAACAUUGGCUGGGUUUGUAUUUAUGCUGUACUGUACAUCAAUGUGUUUUUUUUUUUUUUUUAGGUCCAUAUUCAGUUUUAUUUAUAUAUAAAAUAGCAUACAAUUUUAUUAAAUUAAUAGCAUACAAUAUUAUUACAUUAAAAGAUGCUACUGAACACUCAGCAGUCGUCUAUUUCCUGUACUUCAGCAGCUCUUCUUUGAGUUUGUUUUUAUUUUAUUUUAUAACUCUAGGUCCAUGUGGGAUCAUAUACAAACUUCUGAACAUUUACUGCCCUCAGAUCAUGAGGUUUUUCUUUUAUUUAUUUAUUUUUUUCUUUCCCUCCUCAUGACUUACUGUCACGCUGUACAUACUGUUGCUCUUUACCAUGUCUGUCACUUUCAAACGGCAGUUAUUUACGCCGGGUGUCUCGCAUUUCACAGGGGUUUUUGGUUUGUAAGGUAGUUAAUAUACAGGAGCUGAUUUUAGAAGUGUUAGAUUGUCUAAACCAGUUACGUUAUUAUGAGCCAUGCAGCAAUAAGACGCAGCAGUCCUUGCCCGCCAACAUAAAUGAUCACAGACAAUGACAGCUUUUUAAUACCAAGAACCCUGAAACCACGAUGAGGAAGGAGUUCGGGCUGUGACGAUGAAGUAUUGGAUGAAUAAGAAGGUCAAAGAUGUAAAUAGGAUCCCAAACAAAUGACUGUGACUAUCAUGUGAUUUUUGUUUUUGUACAGGUUUUUUUUUUUUUCUUUCAUUCUGUCUCAAUGAGCAGGAUUGUAACACGAAGCCUGCUCCUGCAAUGUCCAAUCCAUGAUGAGAUGCUACUGUAGACAGGGCUGAAGGACACUUUUUUUUACCUUUAUGAAAUCCACGUUCAGUUUAAAACCUCAUUCUCUGCAAAAACAGCAACAAAAAAAAGAAAUAAAGAAAAAAACAAAACAAUAACAGAUUGGGCUUGAAAAAAAUGCAUGUCUUUCCGAGAACAUCAUUAGUAUCAGUGCUUUCCUCUUUUUAGGCAGGAAUAACCCUGCUCGCGUGAACACUCAGAGCCACCUGUGAAUUACCAGGAUGUUGUGGAAGUCGGAAGACUCGUGACACGUAUGAGUAACGCUGAGGUCACACUGGGUCUUACGCCAUAUAAAAGAAGUGUCUCAUUCUUAUGUGUUGUUUUUUUUUAUGAAUCUAUGCAGUUUCAGUCUUGCAUUCCUGCAACUUUAUGGCCAUUUUGUUCAAAAUUUAUGAUUAUAAUCAAAAGGUAUGAACAUUUUGUAAGGACUCCUUUUUUUUUUUUGUUCUGUUUUGGUGUAACAGGAUUGAAACUGGUAUCGUGCCACUUUAUGUUGAUCUUUAAAUGUGCAAUAAAUUAUAUUUGA
Messenger RNA from Cololabis saira (Pacific saury), 5048 nucleotides. Its product is annotated as proto-oncogene tyrosine-protein kinase Src-like. The transcript has 13 exons. The record is from RefSeq and is a predicted model, not a curated record. Lineage: Eukaryota; Metazoa; Chordata; Actinopteri; Beloniformes; Belonidae. Bases 434 to 2086 code for a protein of 550 amino acids. Gene Ontology annotation, biological process: cell adhesion; protein phosphorylation; negative regulation of extrinsic apoptotic signaling pathway. Gene Ontology annotation, cellular component: extrinsic component of cytoplasmic side of plasma membrane. Gene Ontology annotation, molecular function: ATP binding; growth factor receptor binding; non-membrane spanning protein tyrosine kinase activity.